Molecule: messenger RNA, 1279 nt
Organism: Penicilliopsis zonata CBS 506.65
Lineage: Eukaryota; Fungi; Ascomycota; Eurotiomycetes; Eurotiales; Aspergillaceae
Exons: 3
Coding region: 350-1174 (274 amino acids)
Biological process (GO): regulation of DNA-templated transcription
Cellular component (GO): nucleus
Molecular function (GO): DNA-binding transcription factor activity, RNA polymerase II-specific; transcription cis-regulatory region binding
Source: RefSeq, a predicted model, not a curated record
ACAAUAAGCACAGAUUCAUAUAAAGAAACCAUCUAACCGGUCAGAUCCAGGUCCCGCCGUGUAUCGCGGGCGUGUCUACAAUGUCGCGCCCGCAAGCAACGCUGUUCGCCCGACGUCGCCGUGCAGGCACCGUGUCGUCGCUGCCGGGGACACGGCAUCACCUGUUCCUUUGAGACGGAACGAGUGUAUCCGGAUAUAGGACCGUCACGGAUCGCGCAGAUGGUGGUUGACUUGGAGCGCAGAACGGAUUGCCGAGCUGGAAAGGCAGAGAAAACACGCCGAACAAGGAGGAUCAGAAGCAAAACCCUCGGAAUCAAAGGAUUCGCCCAAUCUACACUCUCCAUUCAGUAUGGAUGGCAUCGAUCUGGGCCCGCCAAUGGCUACUCUACGCUCCCUCGGCGCCGUGACCAAAGAUGACUCCGCCACUGGGUUUGAUCCUGUCAGUCGGGGAAUUCUACAGCUUGACGAAGCGGAAAAGGGAGUCCAUAGAUUCUUCACAUAUUGCCAUGCAUGGGCGCCGUUUAUCAGUGUGCAAUCAUGCGCUGAGCUGCGGCAGACGCCUGUUCUUUUCCUCGGCAUCUGCACGGUUGGCAUGCGUUUUGAAGGCAACAACUCUCUCACGUCUCUCCUGGAUCAGGCCGUCUCACGACUUCUGCUUCGCCCGAGUCUGACCGACGUGACGCUCGACUCGAUCCGUGUGUUGCUGCUGUACGCCCAGUGGAUGCCCUACACGGCGGAGGGCAACCGGUACAACGAGAUCAGCGCGUGGGCAGUGCUCGGGCUGGCGGUGCGAUAUGCACAGUUCCUGGGGCUUGAAGCGUCUGCCCUGAGUCCCUUCCAGGCAUGUUCUUCUUCCAACCCGGCUGCCAUCACCGGUGACCAUCUGGCUCGCAUCCGCGUCUGGUAUAAUCUCCUCACCUGCGACUUCAACCUCAUGCUCACCUCGGGUCUGCCGGCGAGUCUCGACCCAGAAGCCUCUGCCCAGGUGGCUCGUCGGUUUGGCGGCCAUCGAGCAGCACAGCAGCCGGCGGAUCUGCGUGUGGCGGGCCUGGUCGAACUGGUGGCUCUUGUGCAUCGGGCGAUGAGGCGCGGGGGAGACGCCUCGGGCAGGAAGAUGAAUGCAGAGGGAUUACAUGCCUUGAAUGUAUUGUUGGAUGAAUGGGAGGGGUAUUGAUCACUCUACCCUGUUAAGCUUAUCUUGAUUAAUUCUCUUUUGAAUAGGGUAUGGUCUGUUCGCCUGGGUCAUUGCGAGUCCCAACAUAACCAGCUCCCUAUGACC